Molecule: messenger RNA, 1715 nt
Organism: Selaginella moellendorffii
Lineage: Eukaryota; Viridiplantae; Streptophyta; Lycopodiopsida; Selaginellales; Selaginellaceae
Product: vicilin-like seed storage protein At2g18540
Exons: 3
Source: RefSeq, a predicted model, not a curated record
GUCGACAGUCGGGAUCCCCAAGCAGGGACCAGGUGGUCUAAGGACAAGGCCGUAAAAGCUCGGGUCACUCAUUCAUCCGUCUUGAAUGCACAGACGAAGCCCGGUGGUGACGAAACUAGAGGGAAGUCAGCGGCAAACGAAGCGUCUCUCAGAGGUAGCUUUUGUUUUAACACCGUCGCGUAUGCUUCACCUUUUUCAUUCUUUUUGGCAGAGGCAGAAGAAGAUACAAAGCGCAAGGCAGCCGAAGCGUUGCGCAGGAAACAAGAGGAAGAGAUGCAGAGGAAGCAAGAGGAAGAGCAACGGAGGAAAGAGGAGGCAAGAAAGAAAGCGGCAGCUGAAGCACAGGCAAAGAGCAGAGCGGCAGCUGGAAACGACGCAAAGAAGAAAGGUGGCGAAACUCAGAAAAAUGAUGAAGACAAAAAGAAGAAAAGUGAUUUGGCUGGAGAAGGAGGUGGUGGUAGAGAAGAUAAAGACGCAGGUGGAGAGGCUGAAGAAGAGGCAAAGAGAAAAGCAUUGGCAGCUGCUGAGAAAGAAGCAAGGAGGAAAAGAUUGUUAGCUGAAGAAGACGAAGAAGCAAGGAGGAAAAAAUUGUUAGCUGAAGAAGAAGAAGCACGGAGGAAGAGACUGUUAGCCGAAGAAGAAGAAGAAGCAAAGAGGAAGAGACUAAGAAGACUGUUAGCCGAAGAAGAAGAAGAAGAAGCAAGGAGAAAGAGACUGUUAGCUGAAGAAGGAGAAGCCAGGAAGAAAGGUGGAAUAACUGGAGCCGGGGACGAGGAAGAAGCAAGGAGGAAGGCUGCGGCCGAAGCAGAAGCAAAACGACUCGAAGAGGAACUGGCCGAACAGAAAAGACGGCUAAAACAGCGUGAGCAAGAACUGGCCGAGCAAAAACAAAGUGUGGGAAGCAAUGACGAGGGAAAGAAGCUUAACGAAGACGAGGAGCGAAGGAAAGCGGUCGAGGGUCUCCGUAUCAAGGAAGAGGAAGAGAGAAGGCUGAGGGAGGAAGAGGAAGCGAAGAAGAAGCGAGCUCAAGAGGAGGAGAUGAAGAGAAGAAUGGAAGAGGAAGAGCGCAAGAGGAAGGAGGGCGAGGAAGAGCUGAGGAGGAAGCGGGAGGAGGAGGAACGAAAGCACAGGGAGGAGGAAGCGCGCAGAAGGAAACACCAGGAGGAAGAACGGGAGAGAAAACGCAGAGAGGCCGAGGAAGAAGAAGCUCGCAAGAGGAGAAUCCAGGAAGAAGAGGAGAGGAAACGCAGGGAAGCCGAGAAGAAGAGGCUGGACGAUGAGGAAAGAGCGAGAAAGGAGGAGGACGCAGUGGCUAGAAAGGCCGAGGAGGAUCGCAAGAACGCGGCUGGAGGAGGAAGGCCGAGGAUCAGAGUUUUCAAGGCGAGAGGGACGACCUUUGCCGAGGACACCAAGCAGGUGGUGGACAGAGGAGCUCCAACGUUUGAAGGGAGGUCGCGGAAGAACUUUGGUACGGCUUACAUGGCUCCAGCGCCAGCGUCUCCAGCGUCGUCGUCCACGACCGAGAGUAGCAGCAGCGCAAGGAGGACCACCUUGCGUGUGGAUCCAAAGUCCGGAGGCGACCCCUUGGAGUAGACUCUGUGCGAUCGUUUGCGAGUCGAGCUUUUCUAUCUGCGGGGUGGCCGAAGGCUGUGCUGUGGACGAAGGAAAAAGAAUGUUACCAAAAACUUUGCUUUAAAAACGAAAGCUUACCACCA